Agrilus planipennis (emerald ash borer) is the source of this 764-nucleotide messenger RNA. RefSeq lists its product as uncharacterized. Lineage: Eukaryota; Metazoa; Arthropoda; Insecta; Coleoptera; Buprestidae. The transcript is spliced from 2 exons. Bases 19 to 516 code for a protein of 165 amino acids. The record is from RefSeq and is a predicted model, not a curated record.
UUUUAUAAACUCAGAGCAAUGGUCCUGUGUCAAUUAACCACGUUUGUUUUACUUUUCGUAGUAAGUAGUCCUAGUUUCACGUAUUCGUUGGCGAUUGAUCUUAAAAACAGUUUAGCAGAAACUUAUUCAAAUAAUCAUUUAGUGGAAAACAUUACUGAGACUGAAAUUCCUGAUACUAAUAGCAUACAGAUAUAUCGGGAUGCAGUUCCUCUAUCUGGUUUAAAAAGGUUAUCCAGGAAAAAAAGAACGUGGUGGAAAAAAGGUGGUGGUGGCGGAGGCGGUGGUUACUGUUGCGCUCAACCGCAACCGCAACCACAGUGGAAACCAGUUAAAGUUGUAGUGGUAGAACCGUAUUGUUGUGCGCAACCUCAACAUAGACCUCCGCCACCACCACCUCCACCUCCACCUCCGCAACCCUGUUGCGUACAACAGCAACCUUGCUGUCAAGGAGGUGGCGGUAGGCUUCGUUUGGAAGGACAUUUUUCUGGGGGUGGUUCAAUCUCUUGGAAGAGAUAAUAGAAAAAAUGCACCUACUACCAAUUUGUUCAUUUAAUUUGCCCAAAUAUUUAGUGUUAAAAAAUAUAUUGUGUAAAUUGAUUUAAUUUGUUUGCUCGAACAAAUAAUUUGUAAUAUACCAGCAUUAAGGUAAAAGCUUGUUCUAAACUGUAUUUAAUUUUAAAACUGUAACAGUCGCUUUAAUUAUUCUUGUUUUGUAAAUAGCACCUUGAAAAUAUUAAUAAAAAAUUAAUAAUUUCGGACCUGUA